AUGGCGGAGGGUACUAGAUCUCAGGAUAACCGAAGGUUCGAAAAGAGCGUAAAGGCUAUGAUGAAGGAACAGAAAGAGCAGUUUGAGCAGGAGAUGGCAGCUCUCCAGAACUUGGUGCUGGAGCUGCACUCUCAAAGAGGACAAUCUGCCAGGAACUCACCUUCUGAAAAUGAGGUAUCUCAGGGGAGGAGUUACCAAGCCCCUACGCGUUUUUCUCGUCUGGAAUUUCCUAGAUUCCAUGGAGAAGACUUACAAGGGUGGUUGUUUAAGAUCGAACAGUUUUUUGAGGUAGAUGAGAUGCCAGUUCAUGUGAGGGUAAAACUGGUUGCGAUGAACUUGGAGGGGAAGGCUCUCCAGUGGCACCAGAUCCUUUUGAGGUCGCGAGUCACGAGAGAUUUACCUGCUUGGGAAGAAUAUAUUAAGGAGAUGGCGUCAAGAUUUGGAGGAUGUUUGUAUGAUGAUUCAAUGGGGGAAUUAAAGGCCUUGAAACAAGAAGGAUCAGUCUUGGAAUACCAAGAGCAGUUCGAAGAGCUGCUAAAUAGGGUAGACCUUCCUGAAGAUUAUGCCACAAGCUGCUUCAUCAGUGGAUUGAAGACAGAGAUACAAUUAGCUGUGAGGAUGUUCAUGCCUAAAACACUGCAACAUGCCAGGUCGCUAGCUAAACUGGAGGAAGCCAAAAUUUCGACUCAACAGAAGAGAGGAGUGAUUAAAACUGGCUUCCACUCUACCGUGGAUGACAGGUGGAGGAGAGAAGGGAACUUUGAAGGAUCUUGGAAGAAGGAGAGUAACCUUGAUCGCGCUUGGAGAAGGGAUGAUAAGGCGCUGCUGCCCACCCCUAACCAAGAGAGGAGUGAGACGGUUCCAGAAAGAUACAUCAGGAGGCCAUUUAAAAGACUAACCUCUAGUGAAAUGGAUGAAAAGAGAGCAAAAGGUCUUUAUUUUUGGUGUGAUGAAAAGUUUGGAGUUGGCCACAUGUGCAAGAAUAGGCAGCUGUUUCGAUUGGAGGUGUGUGCAGAGGAGGAUGGUGAAGAGUUAGAGAUAGAAUCUGAGGAGGAGGGGGAAGCAUCACAGGAAGCAUCACAGGGUAAUUUGGCUCACAUUUCCUUAAACGCCAUGACUCUUACUGAUGUCCCUAAGUUUAGAACAAUGCGAGUGACUGGACAUGUGGGGAAGACCUCAGUAAAUAUUUUUAUUGACUGUGGAAGCUCUCACAAUUUUGUUCAUCCAGAUUUAGUUAACAAACUGGGUCUGAAGGUGCAGGGAGUACCAUCAGUUGUGGUGGAAGUAGCAGAUGGCAACAAAAUCACCACCAAUAAAUUGUGUCCUGAUUUCACGUGGAAGAUGCACAAACAGACGUUCAAGGCUGAUGCUAUGGUGUUACCUGUGGGAGGUUGUGAGUUAGUACUGGGGAUGCAAUGGCUCUCAACAUUGGGUGAUAUAAAGUGGAACUUUGGAGAGCUGAAAGUGGAAUUUCUGAAGGAAAAGAGGAAGGUGGUGUUGAGAGGGAAGGGUCAGCAGGCCAUUCAAGUGGUGCAAAAGAGGACUAUGCAGAAGAUCUUACGGAAGCCUGAACAGAUUGCUUCCGCACAGCUUUGCUUCAUUGCACCUGUGCAGAUACCAGCAAGGGAACAGACAGGCAGUCUCUGUCAAUUGGAGGAAGAAUUACAGGUAGCAAACCCUAGCCAUGGUUCUGAAGCAAGGGAGUUGAAUGAACUGUUAAUGCAAUUUAAGGAUAUUUUCGAAGAACCUUCUGAACUCCCCCCUCACAGAGGCCACGAUCACCAAAUCAUACUCAAGGAAGGAACAGUGCCUGUGAACCUAAGGCCUUACAGAUAUCAUGUCUUCCAGAAAAAUGAGAUUGAAAAGCUGAUUCAGGAAAUGCUACAAUCUGGAGUCAUCAGGCACAGUACAAGUCCCUUUUCUUCUCCAGUUGUAUUGGUUAAGAAGAAGGAUGGAACGUGGAGGAUGUGUAUUGACUAUAGGGAACUAAAUGCAGCUACUGUGAAGGACAAGUUUCCCAUACCAGUGGUAGAAGAACUAAUUGAUGAGUUAUUUGAAUCUCAUUUCUUCACUAAACUGGAUCUUAGAUCUGGUUAUCACCAGAUAAGAAUUUGUGCGGAUGAUAUUGCUAAAACUGCCUUCAGAACUCACGAAGGGCAUUAUGAGUUUGUUGUGAUGCCCUUCGGGCUGACCAACGCACCUUCCACUUUCCAAAGUUUGAUGAACACCGUAAUCAGGCCUUAUUUGAGGAAGUUCAUACUGGUUUUUUUUGAUGAUAUUCUUGUGUUUAGUCCAAUCUGGCCUGACCACAUGAGAAACUUGCAGAUCACCUUAGGAACUCUGCGGCAGCACAGUUUGAAAGUAAAAAAGAGCAAGUGCUUUUUUGCUCAGCCGCAAGUGGCAUAUUUGGGGCAUGUAAUCUCAGGAGAAGGAGUGCAGGCAGACUCUCAUAAGGUGCAAGCAAUUCAACAGUGGCCUAUACCCUCAAAUCUGAAGGAGUUAAGGGGGUUUUUGGGAUUAGCAGGGUACUAUAGGAGGUUCAAAUAA
Molecule: messenger RNA, 2547 nt
Organism: Coffea arabica (coffee)
Lineage: Eukaryota; Viridiplantae; Streptophyta; Magnoliopsida; Gentianales; Rubiaceae
Source: RefSeq, a predicted model, not a curated record